UAGUUCUGUAGCUCGCCAACAGUGUCCCGCAUCAGGUUUGCUGCCAAGCAAAGCAUUGAUUGACUUUCAAUCCAUCUUUUUGACUUGGGCUUGACUUAUCUGGUGUUUUAUGGUAAUUAUCUGCUACCCUUAGCCACAUGUUCAUGUUCAUCCAAGGUUCGUCUGAAGCUGCUUAUUUAUUUUGCACCUUUGGACUUGGGCAUCCGUGAAUGACUUGCAACAGAGAAGAAGAAGGGGGAAAAAAUCCAAACCUCACAAACUCUCGUCGCGGCGACCCCGACCGAGGCAAAAUCCAUUCGUGCCUGAGAGAGCGGCCGGUUUUUAUCUUCACGAGUGGCUGACAUCGAACCGGUCCCCUGACUGAAGUUAGCCAAGUCGGUGAAGCGACAUGAAUCUACAAAGACAAAAGACUAAAGAAACUGCUCUUUCUUAGCGUCUGUUUUUUUUUCUACAGUAGUCUGCAUACCUACAGUACCUGCCUUGCCUAUCCCACCUUACCUUAUCACCUGGGCUACCUGACCGUUACCGAAGAGUACCGGCUUUAAAACCCCAAACGUUCAUAUCGGCGCAAUUUCAGACUAUUCCCCCACAAAUUCUAGAUAAACUCAAAACCCCUGGUGGGUCGAAUCUUGGGGAUUCAAAGCUUUGUCAGAAAUAAUGAGGUCCUUGGAGGAAAACAAGACGCGAUGGCAGGAAACAGUCAAGCAGAGCAAGAGCUUCGACGAACUCCAAAGAGCGGUCAAAUUCAACGCUCCCGACAGUCCUUGUGAAGCUGGCUGUCGCUCAGUUUGCUGGAAAGCAUUUCUCUUAUUUCAGAAUGCACCUUCCAGCAGCUGGUCGCAUUUGUUGCUCGAAGCCAGGAACCAGUAUAGCAGCCUAAGAGAGCACCAUUUGCUGUACAUUAAACAUCCCGAGAAGCUUGCUGAGCUCACAGUCGAUCCCUUGGCCGAUGAUCCAUCCUCACCUUGGGAUACCUUCAGACAGGACGAGACAAUCCGUGCCGAAAUUCUUCAGGACGUCCGCCGACUACCCGACGAGCCUGUUUUCUACCACCAAGAAGCUACGCAGACCUUGAUACUCGAUAUUCUAUUCCUUUGGUGCAAAACUCACCCUGAGUGUGGUGGCUACCGGCAGGGUAUGCAUGAGUUGUUGGCACCGAUGGUCUACGCCGUACAUCAGGAUGCAGUCGAUCGCACCGCCGCAACAGAGGCCCUGGCCGACCCAACAAUGGUCGAGAUGCUUGAUUCCUACUUUGUGGAACACGACUCGUUUGCGCUCUUCUCAGCUGUCAUGCAAAAUGCCAAAGUUUUCUACGAGGUCAAGUCUGACUCUCAGUCAGGGAGCAGCUUGGGUUCAACGCCUGCUGUGGCCACCACCACGACCUCUACUGAGCAAAGUGCUAUUGUGGAGAGGAGUAGACAGGUCCAUGAGGUCACCUUGAUGAAGGUUGAUCCGGAGCUGUCAACCCACCUUAGCAGUGUCGACAUAUUACCACAGAUCUUCCUAAUACGUUGGAUACGCCUUCUCUUUGGGCGUGAAUUUCCCUUUGAGCAGCAGCUUGUUCUCUGGGAUACCAUGUUUGCAUUUGAUCCAAAUCUAGAGCUUAUAGAUCUCAUUUGCGUGGCCAUGUUGGUCAGAAUAAGGUGGAGCUUAUUGGAUGCGGACUAUUCCACGGCUCUACAGACACUACUCAAAUAUCCCGCACCACAGCCGCCACACGGGCCACAUACCUUUGUCGAUGAUGCCGUCUAUCUUAGGGAUCACCUCAACCCGGCAGGUGGUGCAGCUCUGAUCCUCAAGUACACCGGACGAGCACCGGCCCAACAAACAGAGAGGCAACAGUCCCCGUCGACGUUCGCGAGUCCUGGCGGUUCACGUUCAUCCACUCCAAACUUUGGCUUCAACAGUCUUCGUGCCUCUCGAAAUUCCGGGGCUCGGUCCUCGCCAUCUUCGGCAGCACGUUUCAUCCAACAGCAAGCAAACGUUGAGGCUUUAUUCCAGGGUGCGGCAAAGAACUUUAUUGAGCAUGGGGAGCGACUCGGUCUUAACCAGGCAGUGCGUGACAUCCGCCGUAAUGUCCAGCAGAGCAUUCAGGAGGCCCGGAAGGCCGCUGCUGUGAGGAGCGCAGCCGCUGCCAGCUCUAAUGCGUUUGGGAUUUCCAACAAUGGUUUCGGCAACGAGCUUCCAUCGGCUGCAGCGCUUGCUAGGCGCAAUCGCCAACUCGCCGCUAUGCUCGACGAGGCGGUCGCCGGGUUGCGGAACCUGGCCGCUGCAACCGCGCAAGAAACAUCAUCCGACAGUGGUGAGUCCAGCAGGACCGCCCAGAAGGACGCAAUUGAGAUGGCUGCUGCGCGUGUGCAGUUCGUGCAAGUCUAUUUGGAGGACUCGAGCCUCAUACUUCCAGAAGAGGAACAGCCCUCGUCCAAUCAUGCAGGAGCAAGCCAAGGACACAAGGACCAAACGCUAUCGCCCCCACUGGAUGUAACUCCUGAUAACGAGCCAUCUCUGUCUCCGAGCACCAAUGCUGUGCUUGAUGCUGUACGAGAUGACCUGCGGUCGUCACCUACUAGGUCGGCUAGGGGUCGUGGUGAUACCAAAGAAGUAGUCCCCUCGCCGAACCCAAACGCCAUCGCCGAAGAGGAUGAGAGUGCUGAUAAGAUGGAUACUGACGAUGCUCCUCCUGCGUCUGCCAUCACACCGACGGAACCAAAAUCCAAGACAGCGGAAGCACAAGCAAAGCCGCCGCCCUCAGCACUGAAAGAGCGACGACCGCCGCCGAUCCCGACCCGUUCUACCAUUGCACAGUCGUCCUUCUCAUGGAUGUUGGAGCCUGAUGUAUCGCCCUCAGCAGCAGCGGCAGCGAGCGCAGCGGCGUUGGCAACGUCGCCGAAAUACAAGACGCCUAGGUCUUCGUCCACCGGGCCAUUUUCGUCUUCGGCACCACCGUCAAAUAGAAAACGGAUGCCGGCAAGCAGAGAAAGGAACGCGUUUCUAUUCGGUGAGGUGACCACGCCACCGGAAGAUGGCGAAGAGGGUUUAUCCAGUAGGAGGAGGAACGGGCCGGUGACUUCGGAAGAAAUUUUUGGGCUUGAACCGUUGAGGAAGGCCCUUCCGCCUUCCUGAAAGAUGUUUGAGGGCCAGCGACGUAAUACGCGACUGACUGCGGCGCAAGCACAGGGGGGCCUGGCGGGCUUCUCAUCAAACUGCAAUUAUGGAUGAUGUGUCUUCUGUAUGACCCGGCUUGGGCAAGAAGAAGAACAGGGAUAGUGGGAAGCAGAUUUCACAAGUGAUAGCGGUGGCAGAAAGGCAAUGAUUAUGACUAAGUAUGGAUUCCAUGACGUUGACCCAAUUACCCUGCCGCAAUAUUCCCAAGUUUAUUAUAAGGUAUAAUAUACACAAAUGUCAAACCUAACGUUCCCAACCCUCACUCGACCCGUACCCUCCUCUCAAUCUUGAUCCACAUAUCCUCAAAGUAGCUCACGCCGCCCUUGACAACGUAGCGC
Molecule: messenger RNA, 3503 nt
Organism: Pyricularia oryzae 70-15
Lineage: Eukaryota; Fungi; Ascomycota; Sordariomycetes; Magnaporthales; Pyriculariaceae
Exons: 6
Coding region: 658-3123 (821 amino acids)
Biological process (GO): activation of GTPase activity
Molecular function (GO): GTPase activator activity
Source: RefSeq, a predicted model, not a curated record